Molecule: messenger RNA, 5870 nt
Organism: Athalia rosae (coleseed sawfly)
Lineage: Eukaryota; Metazoa; Arthropoda; Insecta; Hymenoptera; Athaliidae
Gene: Myb
Product: myb protein
Exons: 10
Coding region: 1823-3982 (719 amino acids)
Biological process (GO): regulation of DNA-templated transcription
Cellular component (GO): nucleus
Molecular function (GO): RNA polymerase II cis-regulatory region sequence-specific DNA binding; DNA-binding transcription factor activity, RNA polymerase II-specific
Source: RefSeq, a predicted model, not a curated record
AAAAAAAAAAACGAAGUUUCGUUCGACGAACGAGUCGAAUGGUCGGUCUUAUGUAAUUAAAUUUUUCACCGAGUCUCUUCAACGAGUCGACGAAGAUCAUCAUCCGUCCGUCGUUCAGCAUGGAAGAUCCUCCGGAGAUUCAACGUGUACGAGAUAGGAGGGAGAUACGUCGUCGACCCAAAGAACCGAACAACAACAUCCCUCCAUAACUUCGUGGAUUUCCGUAAGGUCACCUUCGGCGAUACUCGUGGCUGAAAUCCCCAAUGCGUUUGUUGUUCCGUUCGAGCUCUCCUCUCGGUUCCCUCUUAAAUUUCUCGCACGCCACGGAACACGCACCUCGCUCCCUCUUCCUCUCUUUUAUCCCUUCUCCCUUCCUAUUCCCCUUUUUCCCUUUCCCAUUUCCCCUCGCCCCUCGCAUCCCCUCUCCGCCACCACCACCACAACCCCCGACACGUCCAGCCUUCUCUCCCGGUCCUGUGAAGAACGCGGGUAUUCAGGCAGGCAAGGCAGGCAGGCAGGCAGGCAGCCCGAGUGCCGGAGUUUACCACCGACUCCGUACCGUUGUUGGCCUAUUCAAUUUUACACCGUACCCUUAGUUCGAACUCGACCAGCGACGGGAGUGGACAUGUAACAUGUAACGUACAUCGAUACAACGUUCAAUACCGAUGGAGUUGAAAGAAACGUGAUAGCAAUAUCGUCGCGAUCGUUUGUCGAUUAAUUUCGUUUGGUAAAUUGCGACGAACGAAGGGGGAAGAUAAAAAAAACAAAAAGUCAGCUACCUCCGAGUUUUUUCCACCAAUGGAAGGAAGAUAGCCUCGGUUCGAUUGAAACGAGGAUAAAAUCAACGCUCUCCGUUGAUGGAUUUGGAAACGAUCGGCCCUCUACGAUAAUACGGAACACCGCGUUAGCUCGAGGAUUCAUAAAUUUUCGUAUAAUCCGACCGGGAAAAAUAGAGGAGCGAAAGAAAAAUACAUCGAAUCGAGAUCGGUGGUCGUCGUCAUGAUGUCGGAUUCGAGUGUGAUUCUCCCCAACCUUCGACUUUAGUUACGAAUGACGAGAUGACGAUACGCGGGGGGAGGUGAUAAUCAUGUCGUAUUUUAUAUAGAAAUAACAUCGAACGGGUGUCCGUAACUCGAUAGAAGUCGCGGUGUAUCGGAUCGAAAGAAGAAGAAGACGAAGACGAAGAAGAAGAAGAAGAGAAGGAAGAGGAGCGUAAACAAAGCGGCAACACGCUACACCUCUACUCUGUUUUUUAAACUCUCCGAUUAAAAUCAGCUGUUUUAUCGUGAUUGUCACACACACCAGACGUCGACGAUUGGAUAAGUUUUUUCGAAAAAAAAAAAAUAAUAAAUAAUCAUCGUCGCUACGGUAAUGAGAAUUAAAAUUGUUGCGAAAAAAAAAAAAUGGCCGGUAAAAUAAAUUUCUCGGAGGGUUCGCGAGCGGGUAAUCGUAAAAAUUCAUUAAUAUCGUGUAAAAUUUCGCGAUAAAACGGAAAGGAAAUUUUGCGUGUGGUUUUUUUUUUUUUCUUUUUUCUUUUCUUCCAUCUUACGCAUACAUAUAUUCCUUUCCCGUAUAUAAAUCGACGACUAAUCGUACCCGCUGUCAUCAAUUGAAGAUUUGGAAUCCGGAGUGCCCAAGGACCUGCCGAUGGAUAUGACCGCGGAGUUCCCUCAUCGCGAAGAUUCGUUGAAAAUCGACGAUUGUAAAUUAUUUCCGAAGAACUAAAUCCGAUCUCGUUGAUACGCGACAAAAAAAAAAAAAAAAAAUCAAAAAAAAAAAAAGUUUCGCCCGUUAUCGUCCGUACGCAAAAUUUGAGAACAAAAUGGAUUUACUACCGAGUGGGAUGCUGGUGCCGGCGAAGAGCGUGGAUUUGGCGUCGUAUCACUCGACGUUUUACUCGCCACCCCCUACAGAGGCGUCGCGUUCUGGUUACGAUUCGAGCAGCGGUGAUGAAUCCGAAGGAGAAUACGGAUCCUCAUCUUUAAACCCCGCCGGUUCAAUAAAUUCAAAUUCUGGUACAACCGCUGCUCAAAAUGGACCAGGAAAACACAUAAACAAAGGAAGGUGGACCAAAGAAGAGGAUGCGCUUUUGAAGCACCUCGUUAGUACGACCGAAAGACUUGGUUCCGGAUUAAGAUGGGACGCCAUUGCGUCGAAUUUUCCGGAUCGAAGCGACGUCCAGUGUCAACAAAGAUGGGUCAAGGUUGUGAAUCCGGAGUUGGUCAAGGGCCCGUGGACAAAAGAGGAGGACGAGAAGGUUGUCGAGUUGGUGGAGAGGUACGGUCCCAAAAAAUGGACGUUGAUAGCGAGGCACCUGAAGGGCCGUAUCGGAAAACAGUGUCGGGAAAGAUGGCACAAUCAUCUGAAUCCCGGAAUAAAAAAGACCGCUUGGACCGAAGCGGAGGAUCGCGUGAUCGUCGAGGCUCACCGAAGGUUCGGCAAUCAGUGGGCAAAAAUCGCCAAACUUUUGCCAGGGCGGACCGAUAACGCGAUUAAAAAUCACUGGAACAGUACAAUGCGACGAAAGUACGAGGCCGAGGACGGCAGGGUGUCCUCGUCCAGGGGUAGAGGAAGAAGAAAAAACGCGGACAAUGGGAUCUCGACGAAGAAGGAGACCCUUACUCUUCAGGAUGAAAAUUCUGCACAGGGUAUCCUGGCAAACUCUGUGUCAACCAGUGGAGAUAGUAGUUCGACUUUAACCGCUGCCAACACUUCUCAAGGCUUGGAUAUCGAGGCUUUGGAUUGGGCGAGAGCAUGGGAACAACAACAGCAACAAUUCCACCACCAUCAUCGGCAAAUUAAUGAUCGUAUCGGCUCCGAAAGUCAGCUCAACUCUCCGCCCAGGAAUCAAUCAACCUCGAGAGGAAAAACCGACGUUUCACCGUUAAAAUAUUUUGACCUGGAGAUACUUUCGGACGUCGCGAGCUCAAGGACGUCUGACAUUCGACUGAUGCCAAUGCCUGACCUUGAGGAGGUGCCAGCACCCGACAAAGAAAAGUCUAGUCCUCCGCCGAUAUUGAGAAGAAGACGCGUUACCACGACAAAUACGGCGACAACAACGACGACGAGUACAACCACCGCUAUCCUGAACACCGUUCAAAGAACGGAAACUCCUGACAGUGGUAAUCAGUCCGAUUAUCUCCUCGGGCAUCAUCAACAUCAAGUUGGAACCGCGCCAACGACACCCAUCAAGCAACUUCCGUUCAGUCCUUCGCAAUUCCUCAAUAGCCUCAGCCCGGAAGCUUCGUGGCCGAGAGCUAGCACGCCGAAGGGAAGUCCCGGCCCCUUGACAACGCCACAGCCUACGGGUCUCAGAAAGAGUCAGACAGGUGGAAACACCCCGAGGACGCCUACGCCCUUCAAAAAUGCUCUUGCUGAGCUGGAACGUCGUAGCGGUGCAACGACGCAUCUUCCAGCGACGCCGAGUCGCCUCGACGCGCUUACGGAAAUAAUAAAACAAGAAACCGACCGUGAAAGUUUGGCCAGCACAAGCAUACUUCAGGAUUCCGGAUACGGUACCGGGAGAAGACGCGGCAAAGAGAACAGCGCACCUGGUGGAAAAAGGGCUCGAAAAGCCCUUUGCCAAGCAUGGGCAAAUUCACACGACAAUUCGGACAUGAGUUUCGCGGUCGAGACCCCCAGUAAAAGCUUGGAUACCUCAGUACUGUUUUCACCUGCGUCUAUGGCGUUGGAUGACAGCUUUUUAGCAGCUGGACCGAGUCCAUUGAAGACCUCCCACGACUUUGCGUCCAUACAUCGGAGAACCAAUGCCAAACGCGCGAUCCUCUUCGAAGGGAUCGACACCUCCUGCGGUUUCAGCCCGCUACUCGUCAGACCCCUUAAACGAGCUAAGUUGGAGAUUCAAUGGAGUACGGUAGCAUGCGGGCAGACGCAAGAUCAGCUAGAAAUGACCAGAGCCGCCCAUCGUUUCCUCAACAAUAGUGGAUCAUUUGCACUGCGCCCACGUUCGCUUAACUUUUGAUUUAUUUAUAAUCUGAUAUAUACUAUCCUAUCAACAGUAAGAUAUUUAUAAACAAGCAAUGCAUCAAAUUAAUAAUAUAUUAUACCAAGCAAAACUAAAAUUUAAGUAUUGUCAAUGAAAUCCAGGUACGUACCAUAUUUACGUAACGGGGAAGAGAGGGCUUCGAUACCAAUUGCUGAUUUUGCCCAAAAUAUGUUUUCUUUUUUUCUUUUUUUUUUUUUUUCUCAAAUACAUUUUUUCCCCCCUUUGAAGAGAUAUUUUUCCUCGAUUUCUAUAUUUAUGUUUAAAAAAAAAAGUGGUUUAAGCGGCAGUCGGACUGAUUCUUUCAUUGCAUUCAUGUGAGGAAGCAAAUUUGUAUCUAGUAUUGAACAUAGGAAAGUCAGCGUUGAUCAGUUUGCUACUUCAUUUCUCUCCACUCCAUUUCUCUAUUUUCUAUUAUUUGUAAUUAUAUUUAAAACAUUAACCGUUGAUGAAAGAAGAUACGAGAAAUGCAGUAGAACUGAAUAACGUACCAACUUUCAAAACCAAACUGAUAUCAUAUAAGUUUUUAGUAUCAAAGAAACUUUACAAAAAUAUACGCUUCAUUUAUUGUGUUAGUAAGAAGUACAAAAUAUAUCCAAGAAAACACAACUAUCGAUAUGUCUGUUAAAAUAAACUUGAAUAUAAUAUAGUGAAUUCAUGCUCGCGAAAGCGGAGAGUGAAAAAAAAAAAAAAAGAUUUAUCAAACUCAUGAAUUAUUUUAGAUACACGUUAAAUUUGGGAUAUUUUUGUACUUCCCGCAACCCCCAAAAAUCGUAUUUCUCGCACGUGUUUUCUUUUUCGUCUACUUUUUUUUCUAUCAAUCCCCAGAACUCCACGUCGUUCCACUGAUAGUCAUUUCUGGCAUUAAUCUCGUUUAUAAUAUAAAAAAAAAAAAAUAAAAGUAAAUAAAUAAAUAACAUAAAAGUAAAAAUAGAAAAAAAAUAGAAUAAAAUAAAAUGAAAUAAAAUGAAUAAAUCUGUAUUAUAAAAAUGAGAUAGGUCUUAGACUAUUUUGAAGUUAAUUCACAUAGAAUAUUAUAAAUUAAAAUGUGGAGUGUAAAUAUUGUUUCUUUUGGAAUUAAAGCUAGGUUUGACGCUGAUAAAUCAUAUACAUACGUAUUUACCUGUAAUGCAGAUAACUUGUGCAUUACGUGCCACAUUAAUUUUGUAGUCAAAAAUAUUAAUAAUCUUAAUAAUAAUAACAAUACUUGGAAAAAAGAUGUUAUUAUUUGUCUAUAGUUAUUUAUAAAAACUUUGCGCAGCUCAUGUAGAUUUUUGAGGUACUUUAGGGAUUUUGUUAUUACAAAAAUUAAAGCCGAGAUGAUCAGUCACAGGUUUGACAGUCAUUUCGAAGCUAUUCGCGGUGGUCGAAUUAGUUUUGCACAAGUUCUCUGUAUAACCCUGAUUAUAAAGAGGUUUUUUGACUCUUUAGCAGAUUACAUCUAUAAUUACAAUUCAUUGUGCUUUAUUUUAUACGUUUGUUUAUCUAUCCAAGGAAAUUCAAAAAUGCUUUAUUCGUCCCACUUUCUCUUCUCGCUAAAUUUACUCAACGGUGACUUGAUGCAAGAAACUGUUGGUUUCUUUAAUUGUUAUAUAUUGUUCCAAAGCUCUGUCGACGUUUGUCGUAAUUUUCAUGUAGUAUUCAGCUCAGAUCUAUGCAAUCAGAGGGAGAAUUAGCUUCGUUUAGUAAGCAGUUGUACGACAGGAUUGUCAAAUUUGAAAUUUGGAAUAUCAUUGGGACGAAUGUUAAAUUUGUAAACAACCUCCUUGGCGACUUAUCGUAUUAUAAUACUUACAUUCUGGCGGCCGUUAUGUACAAAGAGCCUUGUAAUUGAUAUUUAAUUUGCAAUAAAACAUCAUAAAAACCA